AUGAUGUUUUACAUUACAAUCUUUUUUGUCUUCUGCAUUCGCUUCACACAACAAGCUACUUCUUCAUUCAUAAGCGUGCAAAACCGUCGUUUAACAUUGAACGGACAAGAUUAUUUGUAUGUGGGUACAAACUUUUGGUACGGUGCUAAUCUAGGUUCCACAGGUCCCGGUGGCAAUCGGACACGCUUAUUGCGUGAACUGGAUCAUUUGCAUUCGUUAGGAGUUGAUAAUCUACGUAUACAAGCGGGUAGUGAAGGCCCUAAUACGGAACCAUGGCGUAUUGUUCCUUCGAUGCAACCUGAGCCUGGUCGCUAUGACGAGGACGUUUUAGAAGGUCUCGAUUUUCUUUUAUACGAGAUGGGUCAACGCAACAUGCGUGCGGUCAUGUGUUUAAAUAAUUUCUGGCACUGGUCGGGGGGCUAUGCUCAAUAUAUUGUUUGGGCUGGUGGAGCAAGUUCAAUUCCUUAUCCAGGCGAUUACGCUGCAUUCGAACUUUUUUCAGCGCGAUUUUACGAGUUACCAGCAGCUGUACAAUUGUUUAAUAAUCACAUUCAAUUUAUUAUGAAGCGUACAAACAAGUAUAACAACUUGCCAUAUGUGGAAGACUCGACGAUCAUGUCAUGGGAAUUGGCAAAUGAACCUCGUCGUUUAAAUCUUUCCUGGGUAAAUGCAACGGCUUGUUCGAUCAAGCAGUUAGCCCCUAAACAGCUCGUGACGACAGGUGUCGAAGGUAGUAUAUCUUCUAACAAUUUUUCAAAUGAUCAUGCAAGUCCAUGUAUUGAUUAUGCUACAUUUCAUCUAUGGGUACAAAAUUGGAAUAUUUACGAUCCGAAGAAUGCUUCUGAUACAUUUCCACCUGCAUUAGAGUUCGCUCGAAAGUACAUCGAAUACCACGUUGCAUACAAAGAAAAGCCGGUCGUACUGGAAGAAUUUGGUAUCUCACGAGAUAAUGACGAUCACAGUGCAACAGCGCCCAUUACCAUACGCGAUAAAUACUAUCAGGCUAUUUUUCAAUGGGCUCGUGAUUAUCGUAUACCCGUGAAUUUCUGGGCGUACGGUGGCGAAGGACGACCGAGACUUCCACGUGCUAAUUGGACCCAAGGUGAUGACUUCAUUGGUGAUCCUCCUCAUGAACCUCAAGGCUGGUAUUCUGUGUACGACACAGAUGAAAGUACAUUAGAAAUUAUCCAUAGCUUUGCUUCAGUUAGCUCAGCAUCAGUGACAAAAACAUCGCUCGGCUUUUCCAUUCUCCUACUAUACAAUUUCUUGCACAACCUAUAUUAUCUUGGUUAA
Molecule: messenger RNA, 1293 nt
Organism: Adineta ricciae
Lineage: Eukaryota; Metazoa; Rotifera; Eurotatoria; Adinetida; Adinetidae
Source: the annotation of a GenBank genome assembly